Molecule: messenger RNA, 5963 nt
Organism: Varanus komodoensis (Komodo dragon)
Lineage: Eukaryota; Metazoa; Chordata; Lepidosauria; Squamata; Varanidae
Gene: LSM11
Product: LSM11, U7 small nuclear RNA associated
Exons: 4
Coding region: 1-1035 (344 amino acids)
Biological process (GO): mRNA 3'-end processing by stem-loop binding and cleavage
Cellular component (GO): U7 snRNP
Molecular function (GO): U7 snRNA binding
Source: RefSeq, a predicted model, not a curated record
AUGGAGGAGGCGGAGAAGGCUGGGGCCGGGCCCAGGCGGCGCCGCCGCCGCUCCAGCGGGCGCAGCAGCUCGGAACGAUCUCCGAGCCCCGGGCGCCUGGACGUGAGCUCGCCGCGCUUCGACCCGCUGCUCGCCCUCUACGCCGAGCGCACCCCAUUGCCGUACCCGGCCGCGCCCUGCUUCAACAACCUGGCCGAGUACGAGAGCUUCCAGCGUGGCCUAGUCCGCGCGCCGGGGCGCUCGCGAGGCCGCUCUGCCGGCACGCGCGCCCGCAGCAGGGCUGGCCGGGCUCCUGCGGACCCCGAGCGACUCCAGCGCCUCCGCAGCCUCAUGGUGGCCAAGGACCCCGGGCCAGAAGCAGCCGAGAGGGCCAGGGCGCGGGCCAGACGGGCUCCGCGCAACGUGCUCACCAGGAUGCCCCUUCAUGAAGGCAGUCCACUUGGGGAACUUCACCGCUGCGUCCGUGAUGGUGUGAAAGUCAAUGUCCAUAUCCGAACUUUCAAAGGACUUCGUGGAGUGUGUACUGGUUUCUUGGUUGCAUUUGACAAGUUCUGGAACAUGGCCCUGACAGACGUAGAUGAGACAUACCGAAAACCUGUAUUGGGCAAAGCUUUCUAUGUUGAGCCACAGUUGACUCUCACUAGGCUAUUUGACAGACUCAAGCUGCAAGAAUCUUUGGUUAAAAAAGGGAAUGAUUCAAGGAUGACAGCAGACCUGACAGACCUCCAAGACACUCCUAAGACACAUGGGUGGAAGUCGGAGUCAGGCUGGGGAAGAUCCGAGGAAGAACAUGGAACAAAAAAGCACUCUAGUAGAGAGAGGACACGGAGCUCUAGCUUGCCUCGAACCUCUAAGAAGGAGGCUGACCUUCCUGGAAGAAUCUCCCAAACGGAGGGGAAGAGUGCAGCUGGCACAAGAAGUCGAUCAAGGAAAAAGCAAAGGCCCAAAGUGGAUUAUCAGCAAGUUUUCACACGGCAUAUAAACCAGAUUUUUAUUCGUGGGGAGAACGUCUUGCUUGUUCACCUAGCACAUUGAUCUGAUAGACUGACCUUGAUCAAGAAGCAGAGUGAACAGCAAUGACAACUGCGUGUUGAAUUGCGCAUCAUUUUGAAACAAUGUGGUAUAAAUUCUUUCCCCCUUCCUUUGAUCAGAAGGGAGAAAUGGUAAUGGACUUUGGAGGCAGGUACAGCUUGAGCCAGUUGCCAGCCUUGAUGGACUAGAUCUUGGCCCAAGGACGUUUCUGUCUUCAAUGAAAUAGAUGUCUUACAGCUUGAAGGACUCAUGUCCUGUGGACUAUUCAACAUUGUGAGCUUGGAUAUAGGACAAUUAUCACUAUAGAUUUAAGGCCUCACAAACUGGCCACAAAAGAACUAGGGAUUUUGGUGACUUAAUGUGGAAUGCUAGUAAUUUAAAAUCAUGGCAAAGCAUGUUUUUAAAAAUGAUAAGGGGAUUAAGAGCUUGUGGAAUGGAGGAAUGUCUUUAGCAGCUCUAGAAUGGAUGCUUGGUAUAAUUCAGCAUGACACUUCUUAUUCUUGCUUGGACCUCAGCCCUCCUAUCAGUGUGCAAGGCAAGACAAAAAGAGGUACUCCAGAAGUGAGCUGCAGUGCCCUCUGGUGUCUUGAACAAAAAGUGAAUGGAAAUGCAAGUAGGAGGUAGAAUAAAAGGCAGUAUUUGGCCUUUUCUUCCGUAUCGAUAAAGCCUGUGGACUUAGCCCAUCUUUCUUUUUCCCUGGCCACCAGCAGAUGGUGAAUGUAGCUCAAUACGUAGCUUUUCUGCUUGGGAACUUGUCUUGAUGUAUGUUGAAACAACCCAGAAUUUGCCAUCCAGUCUCUGACAGUUUUUUCAUAUAUUUGUGCGGUAUAGCAGUAAAGACUAAGAUGAUGUAUAUGCACUGCUUAAAUAAGAAAAGAUCAUGUUCGUGUUUGUCAUAGUCUUACAUGAUCUAAGUGACUUUGAGAUGCAGAUUUCCCAGCAUCUGAUGGUAACAGCGGAGAAUGGUUUGUUUAUGAAAUUUCUGAGGAUUUUCCUGACUGUUUCUACAUCCUAAGUGACACUUCUGUAAUGCUAAUUGGAUUGUUCCUGCAAAGCAUGUUUAAGGCUAUUUAUAACGCGUGCAUGAUGAUUAUUUAGAAAAUCAGUGCUAUUAAUGAUUUCUCCCUUAUCAUUCAGUAGUCCUCAGAAGAAUUGUGCAAGAUAUUACAACAACGCAUAUGUAUAACAUGACUGCCAAGAGAAAUUUUACGGUGCUAUAUAACAGUGCCCUUUUUUUACAAGGAGUGUGUGUGUGUGUGUGUGGCACUCCAGUUUCUGGAUAUUACUCCGGUUGCGUGUCUGAGAAUGCAGUGAAUAUUCACUAACCCUGAAUUGUAUUGGGAGGCAUUCUUAAAGUCUCCACAGAAAAGGGGGGCUUCUCUAAAGACACAAGCAAUAGGUUGCCUUUUUAUAUAUGUGCAUUUCUAGAAUAACCAAGAAUCUUGUCGUGAAUGAGGUUGCAUUGGAUGUAGCUCAGUUCAUUUUUUUCCAGGCUAAAUAUAUCUAUCUAUAUCUAGACGGACGGACAGACAGACAGACAUAUUUAAGGUCUGAGUGCAAAGCCUUUGCACCACUUCUCUGCCCCAUUCAAGGGUGGCAAAAUGGUGGUGGGGAGUUACCUAAUCUUGGUGGGGUUACCUUGCUACUUUUUUCCAUCCAGUCUCAAAGAAUAUGUUCCUCUGAGACAUUCUUGACUUCUGCUCUGUAGCUCUUUUCUUCUCACAGUAGAGAUAAUGACUCAGUGCUCCAGGAGCAUUUCUUAAGCAUAAAAUGCUCACUUAGAUCCCACUUCAUUUUAAAUAAUUGUUUUCACUUUUCCAUCUUCAGAAGGGUAGAUCCCAUGUCUGUAUUCUGGAGCUUUUCACUGUUUUUGCAUACUAGUUCAGAAUAUGAGGGUUCCCCAAACACAGUUUAUUUCAUGCCCAUGUGAUUUUCUUUCAGCGAUCAGUUUCCCACUCCAGGCGAAAUGCAUUCCUUCUUACUGCCUUCCUGUGUUUUUUAAUUCUAAAGCUGAAUGUGCAGUUUGUUGACUGGAGUCACUUUCUUUGCUUCAGUCACAGCUCUUUGCUGAGAAGGCGGUUUUUACUGAUUUUUGACAUCUUAGCCAAUGUUUUGCUAUACUUUGUUCAGCAAAAGCCCGCUUCUUUCAGUUUACUACCUCAAGCUAACGCUCACUGCUGCUGCUUUUGUUUUUUGGAAACCUUUCCAAUCGUUAUUUGAAUGCAUGAGCUUUACUAGAGGCAUCAAGUUCCCCAGCUAGCAAAAGCUGUUCAUUAAUUUCAGCAGAAUGAAAUGGCCAUUUAUACAGAGGCAUGUGUGUGGGUGGGGCGAUUUUGUGCAUCUUGGUCUUCAUAGAUAGUUGCAAUGGUCAAUUCUUUUGCUUUAAAACCCAACCCUGCCUUACACUUCUCUUUAAAUUGCCUCUAACCCAGUUAUUGAUUUUCUCAGCAUACUCUGGAUCUGAUCUCUCUUUCCUCUUCUGCUCUGUGUGCUUCUCUUCAUGAAGUUUCUAAGAUACCAUAAUUACAUAACAUUUUAGAUGAUUAAAUAUUGCUAAAUGCCAUUAGUAGGUCUGUUGAUAUAAUUAAUUAGCAUUUAUCUCAUAUCACCAACCUUGUUUCCAACUUUGAAUUCUUAUAAAUACCUUGUGAAUUUUUCUUCUAUUGUUACUUGAAACCUCUAGAUCAAAGGUGCUAAGUUCAAAGUGUUUUUGAAGUGUCGUUUUGCAUUUGGAAUUUGUCUUGUAUAAGAAGUACUUGGAUACAUAUGUACAAUUCCCUCUCCUACACCAAUCUCUGCAACUAAACUCAGGACAUUUUUGCAUGAAAACUAUGUAUUCUUUAUGUAAUUCCCUGUCUUGCUGCCUGUUCUCCAAAGUUGCAAAGUGUAGCUUCAAAGCAUAGGGGUAAAAUAACUCCCAAAGUAUAAUAACCUCAGAAGCCUGUUCAAGGUGUUUGGAAAGCACCUGAGCAUGUGAGUGGGAGAAGGAGCAUGCCAUAAAGAUCUUAGCCUUGAUUUUGGCAUAAGUCCUUUUCCAAAUAUUCCAUACCUGAAUAUUCCUGAGGUAAUAACAGACAAAUGCUUAUAUUGUUAAGUGUUACUCUUCCAGGUUUAUCUCUCAGUUAAUCUUUAGCCAGGUUGAUAUUUAUGGAUUCAUCCUUCAUCCAGCUGUUAAAAGUAUUAAAUAGCUAAAUGUGACAUAGUAAAACAGAAAAGGCUUGUGAUGUGGCAUGGAAUGGAAUGCAAAAUGGCUGCCUCCUUGUUCUCUUGCUCUUUACUUUGCUCUAUGUGGAAAAGAACUUGUGAAGGAAAUGUGAAAUGUCAAGUUGUCUGUCAGCUCAAGUUUUCAGCAGUACUACAGCUUCCAGAUGGAAGCUGCUAAAAAGUGAUUCUGCAGGGCAAUGUUUCAUUUGACAGGUUUGACAUUUGGAAACUUUUUCACAGAGCAGAUGCGAAGGGUAACUGCAUUAUUUUCAGGUUAUAUGAGGAUCUUAAAAUGAAGACUUUUCAUGUUGAAGACCUGCUGUUACUUUUAAGCAAUUUCGUAUGUACUGUAAUGUUGCUGAUCUUCCUGCUAUUAUAUGGGGAUGUAAUUCCUAGCUCAAUGGUAGCGCAAAAGUGCAUGUUUACACUAGUGUCCAUAAGAAUAUAUGUCAACAAUUCAUUGUUCAUACCAUGCAGCUCACACAGCACACUCUGGAAGUGGUUGAAGCAGAUUUUGAUUCUGUUUCCCAAGAUUGUAAGGCGAAUCUCACUGGGGGGAUUCAACAGAAUCAAAUUUCAAUUCAACCUUGGUGGAAGCUCUUCCUCCAAAGGCCGUGGAGGCAGAGGCUCGCUUUCAUGGAGAAGUGAUGUGAAUAACUUGUUUUCUGAUGUAUACAAAUCUUCUGCUCUUAGCUGACAGGUAGAAACUUGCCAGGAAAGGAAAAAUGGCUAAUGAUGCUUCUGGAUACUUUUAUUCACCACUCAACAUGGAGUAGGCUAACUUAGCUGAGGGAAAAUUAGUACACCUGAGACUCUGUCAGUGUUGUAUUCUUUCAGAGUGAAAAGUAGCUUGAUCAGGCUGUGUAAAAACAUAUCUACUCUGUUUCUUCCCCAUUCUCAAAAGAUUGGCAUUCUCCCUCAGGAAAAAAAGAACAUGAAAGCUGCUCCAGGCUCCUUUAGUAAUUGUGUUUGAUGUUUACUGCUUCAGAGCAAAGUGCAGCUGAAUCUUUGUAUCUUAUCCUUGAUAGAUCAAUUUUUAAGUCGACAAAUGGAAAAUGCUCACCCAGCAUUGUUAGAUAUUUUUCUAGCUAGCUGCACUGCUGGUGUUGCUUGCAUGCCCAGUGUAAUUGUAUAGACUAAGCCUCAGUGUCUAAGGCAGGUGAAUGAUCUGCACUGCAGGUUUGAACUGGUUUUAGGAGGGUGGUUUUCCCUGAUUAAUGUUCGGAACUGUUGUUUUGUGACUGAAGUCACAUUGAACUACGGUUCCCAACUUUCCUUGCUUGGGAGCCUUGACAGGGUCAAAACUGGCUUAGAUUUGUAGUGCAGGUUAUAGCCAUUGGGUAUGAUUCCUUCAUGCCUUUGUUUGCUGUGUUCCUUUUUUUCUGUCUGAGUUCCUCUUUGUAAAAUGCUCCAUUACCUUUUUAGGCUUCCAUCUUGACACUUUGGAGAGGUAACAGGAAUCACUAACUUAAUUCUGUGAGCAAUGCAAAACUCGGAGUUCGCUGCAAGUGCAUGUCUUACCCGUUAGACUACUUGGGAAUAGAAAGAAUGUGCAAGUUGCUUCCAAAUCUGUCUUCCUGAGUAUUUUAUUACUAAGAAGGAAUUGCUGCUAUGAACCUAUCAAUGAAUGUAUAACUCGUUUUUGAUUUUCUGUUUUGCUUGAUGGAUGUAAAUAUCUGUAUACAAAGGGGUUCAACCUCUAAGGCAAUAAAGAUGUUCAUAGGUUG